UCUCCAUCUCCACACACACACCCUCAUCGGGGAAAUCAUGGUCUCCAUGGCGGCGGCGGCCAAGAUCGCCGUCCUCCUGGCCGUGGCGGCGCUCUUCGCCACAGCGGGGGCGGACGACCCGCAAGCCAAAAAAGAAGCAGGGUGCUGGCAGUGCUACUCAACAUGCAUGGACAAGUGCGACAGCUACCCCAACGCCCCUCUCCGCUCGGCCAACCGUACCGAACCUGCCGCCCACAUAGCCGUCGACGACGGUGCAGCGGCCGCCACAGGCACCGCCCACUCUACCGAUGGUGCUGUCGCCAAUGUCUCCGACAGCUACGACGACAAGGGUGAUGAUGAGGACGAGGAUGAGGAUGACGAUGACAAGGACAAGGACAAGGAUAAAGACAAGGACAAGGACGACGACAAGGACGACGACAAGGAUGAUAAGAAGGAUGACGACGAUGAGGAUGAAGAUGAAGACGAUGACGACGACGACAAUAGCCACAGCAGCAACGGCGGCAAGGACUACUUCACGUGCAAGAAGAAGUGCAUCGUGGACUGCUACAAAGACCUGCCGCCGGUGUGCUACAAGAUGUGCAUCGCAGAGACCUGCCUCAAGCUGCCGCCAUAUAAACAGGGGGAUUGCUUCAAAGCAUGCGGGCACAAAUGCUUCCACAACCACCCCGGGCCCAAACCGGGUCCACCUAAACCGAAGCCGAAGCCGAAGCCCACGCCGCCAAAGCCGAAGCCACCGACGCCGCCAAAGCCCACGCCGACCCCUACGCCGCCAAAGCCAACGCCAACGCCAACGCCCACUCCGCCGAAGCCAACCCCUCCGCAGAACCCGCCGUGCCCGAAGCGGUGCCCCCCGAGCCCGAAGCCGAAGCCCCCACCGAAGUAUAGGCCGCCGUGCCCGCCAGCGGCCAAAAAAGCGCCGGAAGCUAAAGAAGGUUCCCACGUAAGUCUUCCGUGUGCCCGUCCCGGGGGGUGCCGGCCAGAGCAGGCAACCAACGACACCAGGAACGGCAACACCAACAACUGAUCGAUGGGUAUACGCGGCCACGAUCAUGCGCACAUACCAUUUAAGUAGAUGUCGCGAGGUAUAUAGCUCAAAGUAUACGUAGAGCGAGUAUGCAUGGUUUGCCACACAAGGAUAUAGAUUAUUCUAUAAGAGUACUUUAUAUAUAGAUGAACAAGAAGUAAUCCAGCAGCUGUAAGCUGGGUAUAUAGAUCAUAUAUACAGGUAUAUAUGUUACCAAAUCCGAUAUGUCUAUAUAUGUGUAUGCACUAUGCAAUGAGAGAUACUAUGGGAAUAUACUGAUCUCCUAUUAUACUA
Molecule: messenger RNA, 1318 nt
Organism: Lolium perenne
Lineage: Eukaryota; Viridiplantae; Streptophyta; Magnoliopsida; Poales; Poaceae
Source: RefSeq, a predicted model, not a curated record